AUGGAAUCCAUAUACGAAUACCACAUCUGCAGGGAAGAGCAAGAGCAAGACGACGGCAAUCACAUACAACUCCCCUGCGAUUGUUUCCUCAUCCACCUGUACUUCCGCCAUGUGCUCCAAGUGGAUUACCCACAACGCGCUGUCAUCCCCAUGGCCUCCUUUUGCCAGCCAUUCCUGGUACCAUGCGACGCCUUCUUUGCUCUCGGCCCGACAAUCUUGCACGACAUGUUCUCCGAAACGGGGGUGUCUCAGGACUUCUUGGAAGCGGCUACGCCUCACAUACUGUCCUUUGCCUUGGACAUGGUUGAGGAGGGCACAACCCGUAGCGCCGGGGGUGCCUUGUUGCCUGUGGCUUUGGUGGUUCUGGUUGCGACACCCUAUGACGACCGCGACGAGAUCGAGAGGGCAAUAAGGGAAUCGACGGAAGAAGCCCGGAGUGUGAUUGUGACAGUGCCAGCGACUAAGUCGUCCAUUGAUGAGGCGUUGAGGAAUGUGAGAAUUGACGACGGUUCUUGUCCGACGAGAGAAUGUAGCAUUUGCUUGGAAGAGUUCUGUAAUGGGUUGGAGCCGGAGGUUGUCUGCAUGCCUUGCUCCCAUGUUUAUCAUAGGAGUUGUAUUGUCCGGUGGCUGCAGACGAGUCAUUUGUGUCCGAUGUGUCGCUUUCCGAUGCCAACUUGA
Corylus avellana is the source of this 678-nucleotide messenger RNA. Its product is annotated as putative E3 ubiquitin-protein ligase RHC2A. Gene Ontology annotation, cellular component: cytoplasm. Gene Ontology annotation, molecular function: ubiquitin protein ligase activity. The record is from RefSeq and is a predicted model, not a curated record. Lineage: Eukaryota; Viridiplantae; Streptophyta; Magnoliopsida; Fagales; Betulaceae. Gene Ontology annotation, biological process: protein ubiquitination.